Frankliniella occidentalis (western flower thrips) is the source of this 900-nucleotide messenger RNA. RefSeq names its product probable maleylacetoacetate isomerase 2. Gene Ontology annotation, molecular function: maleylacetoacetate isomerase activity; glutathione transferase activity. The transcript is spliced from 7 exons. NCBI's taxonomy places the organism in Eukaryota, Metazoa, Arthropoda, Insecta, Thysanoptera, Thripidae. Gene Ontology annotation, cellular component: cytoplasm; mitochondrion. The coding region runs from base 133 to 801 and encodes 222 amino acids. Gene Ontology annotation, biological process: glutathione metabolic process; L-phenylalanine catabolic process. The record is from RefSeq and is a predicted model, not a curated record.
GAAAUAAUUCCUAACUAAUCCCUUGUAAUUUUAUUCUUGAAGAGCAAAGGCGACAUGAUAGGUUGAUCACAGAGCCAGCCCCACAACUGAAUGUAAUUAACAUACUUCAAGGGUUACAUCGAAGGAAUCAGAAUGAGCUCUAGCAAACUGCCUGUACUUUACUCUUACUGGAGAAGUUCAUGUUCAUAUCGAGUGAGAAUUGCUUUGAACUUGAAGAACAUACAGUAUACCAUUGAACCAGUGGAUAUUUUGAAGAAAGGACAAAACUGCACUAAAUUUCGUCAGGUCAACCCUAUGGGUAAAGUGCCUGCAUUGCUGAUAGAUGGUCACACAAUUGUUGAAUCACUCAAUAUUUUGCACUAUUUGGAGGAGACACAGCCUAAUCACGCUUUGAUGCCAUCUGAUGUCUACCAAAGAAGUAAGGUAAGAGAGGUCUGUGAAAUGAUACAAUCAGGAAUACAGCCAUUACAAAAUGUAGGUCUCUUGUCCCACUUGGAAUCAAUUGCUGGAAAGGACGAAAGAUUAAAAUGGGCCCAGCAUUGGAUCAAUAAUGGAUUUAGAGCUGUUGAAAAGCAGCUAGCAACAUAUUCUGGUAAGUACAGCGUUGGAGAUGAAAUUUCACUGGCAGAUUGCUGUUUGAUUCCCCAGGUUUUCAAUGCAAUAAUGUACAAAGUUGACCUUGAGCAAUACCCAACAAUUCUGAGAAUUAACAAUGAGCUAGUACAUCAUCCUGCUUUUUAUGCAGCCAAUCCACUAAAUCAACCAGAUUGUGACAAACUAAAAAAUAAAACAGACUCUUAACUUGUCUUAGAACCAAAACAGGAAAGACUGAUUGUCAAACUGAUAUAAUUGUGUAAUGAUUGUUGCAAUAAAGAUAAAAUAUUUUUUCUACAAAAAAUA